Pyrgilauda ruficollis (rufous-necked snowfinch) is the source of this 4019-nucleotide messenger RNA. Its product is annotated as damage-control phosphatase ARMT1-like. Bases 310 to 1275 code for a protein of 321 amino acids. Gene Ontology annotation, biological process: DNA damage response. Gene Ontology annotation, cellular component: nucleus; cytoplasm. Gene Ontology annotation, molecular function: phosphatase activity. The transcript has 4 exons. Lineage: Eukaryota; Metazoa; Chordata; Aves; Passeriformes; Passeridae. The record is from RefSeq and is a predicted model, not a curated record.
UCCUUUGCGUAUUUUACGAUUAAAGACAGACUUCCGCAGAUCCUCACAAGAGUUAUUGAUACUUUGCAUCGGCAUAAAAAUGAAUUUUUUGAAGAACAUGGUGAGGGUGUUGAAGCAGAGAAGAGAGCUAUAUCUUUCCUCUCCAAACUGCGGAAUGAGCUGCAGACAGACAAGCCAGUGACCCCUUUGGAAGAUGAGUUGCCUGAUGCUGUGCUGUGGAACCAAUACCUGGACUACCAACGAAAUUUACCAAAUGGAAAUGGAGAACCAAGUUGGUUUCAGUCCCCUUGGCUGUACGUAGAGUGUUACAUGUAUCGAAGAAUCCAUGCAGCAUUAGCACAGAACCCACCUAUUGACAACUUUGAUGUAUUUAAGGAAGGAAAGGCUCAAAAUUUCUUUGAAUCCCAAGAAGCUGUUAUUGCCUUAUGCACUUACUUUCAGGAACUUCUUAAGAACAUCAAGGAUCUAGAUGAAAAGCAGCUUCAGGAGGAGCUUUUUAAGCUAUUGCAGGUGUCAUUGUGGGGCAAUAAGUGUGACCUUUCUUUUUCAGCUGGUGAAGACAGCUCUCAGAAAUCUAGUCCUUUGCAAUCCCUGGAAAACAUGGUACCUUACAUCUUGGUGAAUGAUAUGGAAAAAGUUUGGUCACUACUAAAUGCCAAAAAAAAUAGAACAGAAAGAAGUAAUGUUAGAGUUGACAUAAUCCUGGAUAAUGCUGGAUUUGAACUUGUAAGUGAUCUUGUGUUGGCUGAUUUCUUGUUGUCGUCAAAGCUAGCUGAUGAAGUCUAUUUUCAUGGAAAAAGUAUUCCGUGGUAUGUAUCUGAUACCACAAAGCAUGAUUUUAACUGGACUAUUAAACAGCUGGGGUCAGCUAAUCAUAUGUGGAUGUCUAGAUGUGGGAUAAACUGGGAGGGCAAUUUGAAAAAGGGAGUUUGGGUUUUCCGUGAUCACAUGUUUUGGACUUUACCACACGAUUUUUCCAGUAUGAGUGAAGUUGCUCCUGAUUUGUAUGCUGAGCUACAGAAGUCAAACUUGCUUCUUUUCAAAGGUGAUCUAAACUAUAGAAAAUUGACAGGAGAUAGAAAAUGGGAAUACAAUGUCCCGUUUCAUCAAGCCUUGAAUAAGUUUCAUCCUGCGCCUCUCUGUAGUUUGAGAACACUGAAAUCUGACACUCAGGUUGGCCUGAAACCUGGACAAGGUGAGCAAAUUCAGGCUUCUGAACCUGAGUGGAUGGUAAGUGGAAAAUAUGGGGUAGUUCAGUUUGAUGCUGGUCUCUAGUUAAAUGAUUUAUAAUAUUCUGAAAGAGACAUUAAGUCUGACUUUAAUUAAUCUUUUCUGUUCCAUGCUUGGCUUCAGUAAAGAUUCUUUUUUGUUUGUGCUUUUUCCUCCCAAGUGAUUUGUUGUUUUUGUCCUGUGGAAGACUUUAAUGUUGUGCAAAUAUUUAUAAACUGUCUUCGGAUACGUAAAUCAAUCUGCAUUUCAAUACAUUUUCUUUUCCUAUUGUCCAAUGUCAGCAGAUCUUUAAGAUGAAUAUUUCGUUGUCCAUAAUGCUUUUUCUUCAUCAGUGAGUAUGAGUUUAAUGAGUGAAAGCUUUACAAGUGAAAAAUUUGCUUCAGAAACAAUUGCCCCAGUGCCACAUUAGCAUGAAUUUACUUAUUUUGGAAUAAUUUGUGCUCCAUGUCAUUUCAUGCAUUGCAUGAAAGUUAGUAUUUUAGAGAGUUCAGAAGUUAAUUACAGACAUAUUCUUUUGAUGUUUUGAGGAUAUUUGCAUUACAUUAAGGGAUAAGUUAUUGUGUAGCAGCUUGUAAACAUUCAUGUAGAAUUGAAAAUUGAAUUUCAGUUUUAAAGCACAAGUGAAUGUUGCUAGCCAGGUUGCCUGUGGGAGAGUUGUCCCAUCUGGUAGGAAGAUUAGUGGGAGAAAGGACAAUCUCAUUUUAAGAAUAUUGAAGAUACUGUUUAUUUACAAAGCUGUACCAAAAAAGAAGCACACAGAAAAACCUCUCCAAACAAAAAAUUAAUGAAACCCAAGCAGUUGCAUUAACUGGACUUUAGAUUUAAUGCAGACUUGAUCUGCAGGUGGCCUGUCAGCAGUGUAUGUAUGAGGUUCAAGCACUGCUGCUUCUCUGUUGUGGUAAUGCUCUUUAUUUUUCAUAUGUAUUUGUUUGGGGGUUUUUGGUUGGUUGGUUGUUGUUUAAGAAGGAUGCCUUAAUUUUUAGGGAGGAUAUACAACCCCAUUUGCACUGAGAAGUACAGGGUAGAGAAGCAUAUGCCAUACAGGUUCCUGUUAACUAGAGUUGUUAGGUGCCCAUUUCUACUCUUCUGCCCUGGUCUCAAAACAUAACAUUUGUUAUGUUCAUGCAACAAAGAUCUAUACAGUGGAUAAAUAUGUUCCAAAUGCUGAUGACUUUGAUUAUUUGUGUUUCUUUUCUUCUUCUUAAAUAUGAAAGGUUCCAAGGUCAGGUAUUCAAAAACAAAGAUGCAAGGAAUUUCAUGAGGCAGUUAUAGGGAGGGUUAUAGUUUUGAGACCUGGGUUUACUGGUCUUAUCUCCUUUGUAUCUUUGGCUUAGUACUCCUACAGGGUGAAUUAAUCCUCAUCCUUAGGCACCUGAUUCAGCUGUAGAAAUUAAAAAUCUAGUCAAGAAGGGUGAAGGCCAGGGUGCUGAAGAUUUCUGACUAGAGAGAGCUCAACAGCACUCCAGCUUUAGUGCUUUGAUCAAAUAUUUAAAUGACAGGAUGAAUCUGUUCACUGGAGCCUCAGUGUCUCAUCUUUGAAAGUGCUGUUAACUUGUUUGAAGUGCAUUUUGAAGCAACAACUUUGGGUCAAGAACAGAGAGAUGGAAGUUGUGGAAUAUGUGGAAUGAGAACAUCAUACCUUGCUCAGAGAGCAAUUUGGGACAGAAUCGGCUUUGCUGUGCUCAUAUUGUUUGUAAGGUGCUGACUUAAUUUGCUGGAGAAGUUUAAAAGAAUGUAAUGAACAAGAAGAGAAAGUCACUGUUGAGGCCACCCUUGACAUAUAGAUCUGCCUCUUACACAAUCCUUACACAUGCUGAGAAACUCGAUUUAGUGUUUUACUGGUUGCUACUGUGUCCCUGUGCCCAGGUUGCUUUCAGGCUCUUACUUCUGAGAACUCACAAUGCAGAUUGGGGAAAAUUGGUAGUAUGAAGUUAUGAUAAAUACAGUCCUACAAAAUCCAAAAUUAAUUAGGAGAGGCAGCGAUGUUUGCUCAGUAUUACUGAAUUAUGAAGAUUACUACCAGACAUGUAAUUUGUAGCUUAGCGUGAUGUCAUGGCGAAAAAAAUAUCUCUAUUCUCCUGUUGAUUAAAAGUGCACUUUCCAUCUUUUGCCCCUCACGAAAAGAAGUUAAUGUGGUAACACAGUGUGACUGUGUGGCUGUGUAAGGAAUGCACAGCCAUAACUUCCAAAUGCUUGACUUCUGUAGCUGGAAUUGCAAGGGCUAUCUCUAGACAGAACUGAAUAUUCAGCAUACUUUUAUGUGUGUUGGUUGGCUGUAUUUUUGUAAAAUUUUGAUUGAUUGUAUGAAAAAAAGAACAUCAGUGUUGCUGUAAUGCAGUGUUACAAUCUCCCAUGAUACAACCAAGAUGUGAAGGCAUAUUCCAAUGGGGCACAGUGCUCUCAUAAUGGGUUUGCUACAGUUUACUUAAAAAUAGGAAACUCUUUUGUAGUUAUUCAGUGUUGUAAUACAGCUUCAUGAAAUGCCAACAUGAACCUAUUGCGUUUAGGUGGAAUUUAAAAACAUAAUCUGAAGCAUGUGUUAGAACACUAGCAUUUACUAGUAAAAAAUGUAAUGUAACAUUUUUUUUACUUGAGUAUUUAAGAAAGUUCUGUCGUGGUGAGCUCUCUGUGUUUGGAGACAAAAGGUUUGACUCAAUUUUAUUAGAAGGUUGAUUUAUUAUGCUAUAUAUUAUACUAAAAUAUUACAUAAAAACUAUACUAAAAGAACAGAGAGAAAAGAAAGAUUAGAAGGUUACAAAGAAUAAAAAUAGAAUAGAAUGCAUAACAAA